AUGGUCGAGCGCGCACAAGGCGGAUGCGUACGAUGUGCGCGUAAGAAACGCAGGUCUGACUGUUUUCCUUUCUUCAAGUGUGAUCGAAAGACUCCUCGCUGCUCGCUAUGCGUCAAACAUGGCGACGAAUGCGAGCUUCAGAAUUUCAAGAACUGGACUGUAUUCCAGCCACCGAGAAAGAUUUCCAGCUCCACCACAAGACACCCUACUUCCAGAACCAGUCCGAACACUGCUGCUGCUAGCCUGCCUUCUCCUUCAACAGGUCCCAUCCAGUCAUUGUAUUUGCCUUAUACUCCCGAAUGCAAUGUAUCUUUUGGUGAUACUGGACAGGAUAAGUCGGUGGGAGCAUUGGGGACUGCUAUCAACGACAUCCAGAUGCCUCCUAACCCAGCUCUUGAUCCGAAGUGGCUUCCGGGCUUCCCGAUUGUCACAAAUAAUGACUUUUGCGGCUUCGGCACUUCAGUAUCCGAUGACGACGAGAGCCCCUCAAUUAUUGAGUUGACAACAAUAUCAGGUGUAGACGCCGAAGUGGAUCAAGUUCUCCUGUCUUCCCCCUCCUCAGUUGUCGACACAAUGUCGCUGACUUACUGCCCCAUGCCAUGGCCUUCUGACAUGCUGCAGUCUCCUCAGCGACGUUUUCUUUGGCACUACUUUAUACAAACGGCAUCAACUCGCCUGUUGUGUCUAGAACAAGAUGACAUGCGCCGAGUACCAGAUUUAUGUGAUCCGUUUACCACUGUCUUGCCGACAAUGGCACUGGCUCAUGAGCCAUUACGAGCUACCGUGUACUGCCUGGCCGCUGCCCAUCAUCACCCCUCGAUUGGACGAGAUAUGUACCGGAAUCUGACCAAGAGUGCCUCACUUAUGGUGACAAAGGCCUUUGAACAGUUGAUUCCAGCAGUUCAUCAUCAAGAUAAUUUCACGGUAGCUGUAACGAUCGUGGCUGGUAUAUUUCUCAAACUCGCUGGAGAAGAGAGUGGUCGCGGCCAUCUCAGAUCGGCUGCUAAGCUUGCAGCUCUGUUUCUUCAGAAAUCACAAUCAUGGACCCGCCUUUCGGCUCCUUACAUACAAAUGACCUUGGCCCUCCUCCGAUGGUGUAUAAUCUCUACGGCCUGUUCUCUAAAGCCAGACCAGGAUCUCGCGAGUGAGAACUUGUACUCCGCCGUCAAGAUCUGCCCUGACGAGCUGCGUUAUAAUUACGCGUUUCCAUUUCAAUCUUGGACUGCUCACCCCCUGUAUGCCUUUUCACAGAACUUAAUUAACCCACUGCUUCAAAUGGCAGGUAUACUUAAUGCCCGGAAGCAUGAGAUAAACGAGCCCAUGGAUGCUUGCUCGGCUCAUGAACAUCAAGAUAACGGUCUUGAGGAGGCACUAACAGGUGCUUGCCAAAAGGACAUUAUCUCUUUAUCUGUAGCGGAAGAUUCAAUGGGGCUUCGUUUCUUGAACGAGUCGAUGCACGCAGCUGCGUCCAUCUUGUUAUAUACUCGGGUCAACAAGCUUCCAUUCACCGCCCCGUUAGUUAGGCAGCAGGUUCGUAUCGUGUUGCACAGGGUAUCUAAAAUUGAUGCUGCGCAACGUGUCAAGGGUGCCGCGCUCUUCCCUCUGUUUGUCAGUGGAUGCGAAGCAGUUGAUGGACAGGUCCGAGUCCGGAUAUUGGACGAACUCCGAUCUCUGGAAAGCACAUUCGCCCACCCAGAAGAUAGAACAUCGGCACUGCAGCACGGCUUAUAUGGCCGCAGUGGAUAUGGCAAAUGGACUUGA
This is a messenger RNA of Fusarium sp. VM40, 1761 nucleotides long. The record is from the annotation of a GenBank genome assembly. NCBI's taxonomy places the organism in Eukaryota, Fungi, Ascomycota, Sordariomycetes, Hypocreales, Nectriaceae.